CAAGUCAGAACCCUACUAAGUAUUUUAAAAGAGGCAUUCCUAUUUGCAGUGGCUUCUAAAAACUAUGAACCGUUGCCUGCGAUUGGUGGAGAGUCUUCCCGUGUGAUAUUUUUUUGUGAGUGUGUCUCUCUGUGAGUAAAUGGCUCCUCCUGCCAGAGUGAGACGGAGCUGAGACAGAGGAGUACAGGGGGAGCAUUAAGAAAAACAUAAAUAACAUCCAAAAAAUAACGAUUCCGAGACGGGAUAAGCAUUUUUUUUACAUUAGGGGGAAAACGGAAUUUUAAAUUGGGUUGAACGUUAAGAAAAUUUAGGCAAAUUAUAGGGAAGGGUUCGAAUUUUUUAAAAAAUAAUAAACUCCCCAAAUGAACUCCGUCAGAGCAACCAACAGAAGACCCAGGCGAGUGUCGAGGCCGCGCCCGGUGCAGCCGGAAAGGAACAACGGAGAAAGAGAUGAGGAUGUUCCAGCAGAUAUGGUUGCAGAAGAAUCUGGUCCAGGAGCUCAGAACAGUCCCUACCAACUCCGCAGAAAGUCUCUGUUACCAAAGCGAACAGCUUGUCCUGCAAAGAGCAGCAUGGAGGGUGCUUCCACAUCUACUACGGAAAACUUUGGCCACCGUGCUAAACGUGCUAGAGUAUCAGGAAAGUCACAAGACCUACCAGCUGCCCCAGCUGAACAAUAUCUCCAAGAAAAGCUACCAGAUGAGGUGGUUCUGAAAAUCUUCUCAUACCUGCUAGAGCAGGAUCUGUGUCGAGCGGCCUGUGUGUGUAAACGCUUCAGUGAGCUAGCUAAUGAUCCAAUUUUGUGGAAAAGGCUAUACAUGGAAGUGUUUGAAUACACGCGUCCAAUGAUGCAUCCUGAAACUGGUAAAUUCUAUCAGAUUAACCCGGAGGAAUACGAGCAGCCAAAUCCCUGGAAAGAAAGCUUUCAGCAGUUGUAUAAAGGGGCACAUGUAAAACCUGGAUUUGCAGAACACUUUUACAGUAACCCUGCCAGAUACAAAGGGAGAGAAAAUAUGUUGUAUUAUGACACAAUUGAAGAUGCAUUGGGUGGAGUUCAGGAAGCACAUUUUGAUGGUCUGAUAUUUGUUCACUCUGGAAUCUACACUGAUGAAUGGAUCUACAUUGAAUCACCAAUCACAAUGAUCGGUGCAGCACCUGGGAAAGUAGCAGACAAAGUGAUAAUUGAGAACACUAGAGACUCCACGUUUGUCUUUAUGGAGGGGUCUGAGGAUGCCUAUGUGGGCUACAUGACUAUCCGGUUUAACCCGGAUGACAAAUCGGCCCAGCAUCACAAUGCACACCACUGCCUGGAGAUCACAGUCAACUGUAGCCCCAUUAUAGAUCACUGCAUCAUUCGCAGCACAUGCACAGUUGGUUCAGCAGUCUGCGUCAGCGGUCAGGGCGCUUGUCCUACCAUCAAACACUGUAACAUCAGUGAUUGUGAAAACGUGGGAUUGUACAUAACGGAUCAUGCACAGGGCAUAUACGAGGAUAAUGAGAUCUCCAAUAAUGCUUUAGCUGGAAUUUGGGUGAAAAACCAUGGGAAUCCCAUCAUCAGAAGGAAUCAUAUUCACCAUGGGAGAGAUGUUGGUGUUUUCACUUUUGAUCAUGGCAUGGGCUACUUUGAAAGCUGCAACAUCCACAGGAACAGGAUAGCGGGGUUCGAAGUCAAAGCCUACGCAAACCCUACAGUGGUCCGAUGUGAAAUCCACCACGGUCAGACUGGGGGUAUCUAUGUGCACGAGAAAGGAAGAGGCCAGUUCAUAGAGAACAAAAUCUAUGCAAACAACUUUGCGGGUGUAUGGAUAACUUCCAACAGUGACCCCACUAUUAGGGGCAAUGCCAUCUUUAAUGGCAAUCAAGGUGGAGUGUACAUAUUUGGUGAUGGAAGAGGCCUUAUUGAAGGAAAUGACAUUUAUGGCAAUGCACUGGCGGGUAUACAGAUCCGAACAAACAGCUGCCCUAUUGUCCGACACAAUAAAAUUCAUGAUGGGCAGCACGGAGGCAUUUAUGUGCACGAGAAAGGACAAGGUGUAAUUGAGGAAAACGAAGUAUACAGCAAUACGCUGGCAGGCGUGUGGGUUACAACAGGAAGCACACCAGUUUUACGUAGAAACCGAAUACACAGUGGGAAGCAGGUGGGGGUUUACUUUUAUGACAAUGGCCAUGGAGUGCUUGAAGACAAUGACAUCUACAACCACAUGUACUCUGGAGUCCAGAUCAGAACUGGAAGUAACCCGAAGAUCAGAAGGAAUAAAAUCUGGGGAGGGCAAAAUGGUGGAAUCCUUGUUUACAACUCUGGUUUAGGAUUUAUAGAAGACAAUGAGAUUUUUGAUAAUGCAAUGGCGGGUGUCUGGAUUAAAACGGACAGUAAUCCUACUCUGCGAAGAAACAAAAUUCAUGAUGGGAGAGAUGGAGGAAUCUGCAUAUUUAACGGCGGAAGAGGACUCCUAGAGGAGAAUGAUAUCUUCAGAAACGCCCAGGCAGGUGUCCUCAUUAGCACUAACAGCCAUCCUGUCUUGCGCAAGAACAGAAUAUUCGACGGCUUUGCAGCAGGUAUUGAAAUCACAAAUCAUGCCACAGCGACUCUAGAAGGCAAUCAAAUUUUCAACAACCGGUUUGGUGGCUUGUUUCUAGCAUCUGGUGUUAACGUUACAAUGAAAGAUAACAAAAUAAUGAACAAUCAAGAUGCCAUCGAAAAGGCUGUAAGCAGAGGUCAGUGCCUGUACAAGAUUUCAAGUUACACCAGCUAUCCAAUGCACGAUUUUUACAGGUGUCACACCUGUAACACAACAGACCGCAAUGCAAUUUGCGUGAACUGCAUCAAGAAGUGCCAUCAAGGGCAUGAUGUAGAGUUUAUAAGGCAUGAUAGGUUUUUCUGUGACUGUGGUGCUGGAACAUUGUCUAACCCUUGCACAUUAGCUGGAGAGCCUACACAUGAUACAGACACACUGUAUGACUCGGCUCCACCUAUAGAAUCAAAUACAUUGCAGCACAACUGAACUCAAUGAAAAUCGAGAGCUUCUGCCAUUCUCUAGUUAGUGACUCCAUGUGUAAAGUUAAAGUUUGUGGAGAAAAACUAAAAUGAAACACGGACAACACAGCUGCCCAGUUCCGAAGGAAGAUUGCAUUAAAAGAGUCCCAGUGUCUGGAUGUGAAGCUUUUUUGCAGCCUCAGUUUGUUCCUGCAAUGUGUUAAAAGGACUUUAAAGUGAAGAGAAGCAAUAUGUUGACUCAGGAUUAAUGAAAGUACUGGGCAGUCGAGCAUUACUGUGGAAAACGAGAGACUUCCUAUGCCUGAAGUGGAACGUUAAGCUGCAGUUUUGUACAGAUCCAACUUCCUAAGAGCUGGUGUUUUUACAAGUAGCAUCGAGCCAUAGUCCUCCCAGCAGCACUACUAUUCUCUUAAGGAGCAGAGCUAUACCCAUCUUGCUGCCGUUGAUGGAUAUAUGGGUACUGAGUGCAUCGGUAUAUAUGUAUGGUAAAAUGUGAUCUAGCACUUCUGCUUUGUUUGUUUUUUAAAUAUGUACUCUGAUUGAGAAAUAUGAUUUUAAUGCUUUCUCAUGUAGUUUUGUAUUUUCAAGCAAAAAUCUUACUGUACUUGAAUGUCUUUUUUUUGGUUAGCACACCUUAGACUUGCUGUAAUUGUACUCAUGUCCCAGUAUCUAAAGUUCUUUCUGUGAAAGAGGAAAAAAACAAAAAACACUAAAAUUACCUCCAGUAAUGUUGUUUUAAUGUAAAAAGUUUAAGUUUGGUUUAAGCAUUAGUGUUUUCAUGAGACUGGUUAUUGUAGAAGUGUAUUUAGACCUUGCUGACCUAUUUUCCUUCUGUAAUGUAUUUAUAUAGAAAGAAUUGACUUUUACUAUGGAACAUUUACCUUCAGCGUGUAAGAUGCUCCUGCCCAUUUGGUUUUAAUUGAACAUUACAGCAAGGUAAUGUUAGGUAACUUUAAAAAUGUUGAGGAAUGAAAAUGGAAACACUAUAACAGGUCUCAUGGAAACACUGCUCAAGCAGGCUCGGUUGUUCAUUAUCUUCUGAGCAAUGCGGUGCUUGUCUAAGUAUGUAACAUUACUGGAGAUUAUAAAUAGAUAAGCUUCUUGCUAUAUUGAAGCUGAGACAAGUAUAUAUACAGCCGUAUACAGUUUCAUAGCUUUUUCAUUCAUGUGUAUUGGUGACAGUGGGUUAUCAUACAGCCUGAAAGUGUAUGCAUGUACCAUAACAUCUAGACUUAAUAUAUUGUGGAGUAUUCAAUAACCAUUAUGUAGAUGCUAGUAUGAAUUAAAAGGGUUUAAUUUCCUAGAAAAAACAAGGAAACUGGUCAUUUUUAAAAAUAAACUUUAUUAGAUCA
Lepisosteus oculatus (spotted gar) is the source of this 4347-nucleotide messenger RNA. It is a transcript of the gene fbxo11b, whose product is annotated as F-box protein 11b. The record is from RefSeq and is a predicted model, not a curated record. NCBI's taxonomy places the organism in Eukaryota, Metazoa, Chordata, Actinopteri, Semionotiformes, Lepisosteidae. Gene Ontology annotation, biological process: ubiquitin-dependent protein catabolic process; regulation of apoptotic process. Gene Ontology annotation, molecular function: zinc ion binding; protein binding.